Callorhinus ursinus (northern fur seal) is the source of this 2469-nucleotide messenger RNA. It is a transcript of the gene ARG1, whose product is annotated as arginase 1. Gene Ontology annotation, molecular function: manganese ion binding; arginase activity. Gene Ontology annotation, cellular component: nucleus; cytoplasm; cytosol. NCBI's taxonomy places the organism in Eukaryota, Metazoa, Chordata, Mammalia, Carnivora, Otariidae. The record is from RefSeq and is a predicted model, not a curated record.
CCGCACACCGUAUUUCAGAAUUCGCUCGGUAACAUCUUUGGGUCCUUAAUCAGGUCAUUUUUCUUUUCAGUAAUAAUGGAAAAGGAAAGCCUAUGCUUUCCUUGACACAUGUGGCUUAUGAGGCGUGUCUCAUGGAUUAACCAUUAAUCCUAGUGUGUGAGACCGGCACUCAGGGUUGCAGGGCUGGACGGGAAGUGAGAGACCGACUCACCAGGCCCAGCCCUAUUCCCCACAGGAGGAUUCAAAGGCCUAGAGGUGGUAGGUGCCCUCCCCUGCGUUUCCUCAGCUAGCACCAUGACGCUACUUAUGUGGUUAUGAUUAAUUGAUUAUGAUUAGAAAAGAUUCUCAGGCUUAGGAAAUCGAGGUUGUGGCUAGGAAAAAGUCUAGUCCUCCAGCUGACUUUGUAACAUGGGAGUGAACCGGCGACAUGCAUACGCUCACUUCAGGACAGAUCUACACCCCAAAGGACUCGUGGUUAGUCCAGGUAUGAAGACCUCGCGAGACUUGGCCUGACUCUUCCUCCGUGCGGUGGGUGGAGCCAGCCUUCCUCAUUAGAAUAAGGUAAACAGAUUCAGCCCUGUUAUAAAUGGAAACAAAUAUGUGGCCUCGGUCACUGAGGGGUUGUAGAGAGCGGUUCCUGGCUGGAGAACUCAGUGCAGCAGAGAGAAGGGGCCAGAACAUGAGUUCCAAGUCAAAAUUCGUAGGGAUCAUCGGAGUGCCUUUCUCAAAGGGCCAGCCACGAGGAGGGGUGGAAGAAGGCCCCGCAGCAUUGAGAAAGGCCGGCCUGCUGGAGAAACUGAAAGAACAAGAGUGUGAUGUGAAAGAUUAUGGGGACGUGCCCUUUGUUGAUGUCCCUAGUGAUCCUCCCUUUCAAAUUGUGAAGAAUCCGAGGUCUGUCGGGAAAGCCAAUGAGCAGCUGGCCGGCGUGGUGGCAGAAGUCAAGAGGCAGGGAAGGACCAGCCUGGUGCUGGGCGGAGACCACAGUAUGGCGGUUGGAAGCAUCUCUGGCCAUGCCAGGGUCCACCCAGAUCUGUGUGUCAUUUGGGUGGAUGCUCACACUGAUAUCAACACUCCAGUGACAACCACAAGUGGGAACUUGCAUGGACAACCUGUGUCUUUCCUUCUGAAGGAACUAAAAGGAAAGAUCCCCGAUUUACCAGGAUUCUCCUGGGUGACUCCCUGCAUAUCUGCAAAAGAUAUUGUGUAUAUUGGCCUGAGAGAUGUGGACCCUGGGGAACACUACAUUUUGAAAACUCUGGGUAUUAAAUAUUUUUCAAUGACUGAAGUGGAUAAACUGGGAAUUGGCAAGGUGAUGGAAGAAGCACUCAGUUAUCUACUAGGAAGAAAAAAAAGGCCAAUUCAUCUGAGCUUUGAUGUUGAUGGACUGGACCCAUCUUUCACACCAGCUACGGGCACACCAGUUGUGGGAGGUCUGUCUUACAGAGAAGGUCUCUACAUUACAGAAGAAAUUUACAAAACAGGGCUACUCUCAGGAUUAGAUAUAAUGGAAGUGAACCCCUCUUUGGGGAAGACACCAGAAGAAGUAACUCGAACAGUGAACACAGCAGUAGCAGUAACCUUGGCUUGCUUUGGAGUUGCGCGGGAGGGUAAUCAUAAGCCUAUCGACUACCUUAACCCACUUAAAUAAAUGUGGAAACAUAAUGUAAAAAUCUCACAGCUAAUGUCGUAAUUAGUCAAUCUUAAUAAUUUACUUAAGCUUACAGUUAUCCUCCCCAAAAUUUGGUCUUUCUGAAAAAUGUUCUGCCUCGGUAAAUAUUGGUAUAAUUAACUAUCAAUUCCCUCUUGGUGUGAAAUUCAAGAUUUGGAAAUUCUAGGUUUUGUGUAAUUAAAAACACAUAGAGUGGGACUCCUGAUAUCAGAAGAUAAAGCUACCCCACCUGAAAAGGGACCAUAUUCCCAUGUUGUUCAAAGAUGUGAUUUUUAUAAUAAACUCUUUAUAUUAAGGUUGUAUUAUGUCUAUAUGUUUCUAAACACAUGGAUUUACUAAGGAUUUAAAAAGCCCACAGUGAAAUCAUCAUCCCCAAAACACUGUAAAACUGGUGAGAUAAAACUGCCUCCUGGUUUCUUCAUCUGCAAAGGGGUAAUGGUAAGGCCUUGUGAAUCUCCCAAGUUCUUUAAUGUUAGAUGACCAUGUUUUACUUUUUCUAAACCUCAGACAUGAUAUUAGCUUAUAUUUUAAGCAAGGCUGCUAUUCAGGUAGCCUUUUUGGAGGUAGAAAAAAGAAAUCAAACUGCAAUUUGUUUCUAAAACCUUCUAAUUCAGAUAGGAAUUUCACCUAAAAUUAUCUGUGACUUCCAAACACUCCCAUGGUCCUCUCACUCAUUGUAAUUAUAGUGUCUCAUUGGCUGAAAUCCUUAAACAACCCAAAAACUCAUCUUGGCUCAGGAAUAUAGUGAGGGAAAUGGAAUAAAGUAAGUAAGAGUAAACUACAGUUGACCCUUGAACAAG